Molecule: messenger RNA, 585 nt
Organism: Saccharomyces eubayanus
Lineage: Eukaryota; Fungi; Ascomycota; Saccharomycetes; Saccharomycetales; Saccharomycetaceae
Gene: RFU1
Product: Rfu1p
Exons: 1
Coding region: 1-585 (194 amino acids)
Biological process (GO): protein K63-linked deubiquitination
Cellular component (GO): endosome; membrane
Molecular function (GO): K63-linked deubiquitinase activity
Source: RefSeq, a predicted model, not a curated record
AUGAAGUCUAGUAAGCUGUUGGUCCAGGACGCUAAGGAUUACCGCUUCAAUCCGUCCAUACCGCUGAGGAUAUAUUUGAAAACAUGCAUCGGCAUCUUGGAAAAGGCGCAGUGUGCGUUCCAGACCGGUGAUCUGUCGCUGGCGUUUAUUUAUUACUUUAGAUACGUGGAUUUAUUGACUAAUAAGCUGUCUAAGCACCCUGAAUUGUCCAUGAUGGACCCGUCGUCUAUUUAUAAAAGAGAAUACUUGCAGCUGAUAAAACUUGAGGUACCCGCGGUCUGCAAAAUAAUUGAAGGUCUGCGCAAGGAAAUCGACUCUCAGUAUAGCAAGCUGCAGACUUCAUUGGCCAAUAAUAUAGCUAAACCAAACACGAACACAAACACAAUGCCCGCACAACUGCAGCAACAGUCGCUGCCGAAGGAGUCGUUCAACGAAUACAGAUUCAACCAGUCAAUCUCCUUCUUCCAGAAAAUAUCAAAUUCGCAACUAAACGCCACAACCAACUCACCGAGUCAGGAUACCGCCCGUGACGAAGCCUACAGACUGAAUUACCCAGAACUACCACGGUUCACGUUUUCUACAUAG